UUUACAGAGCAAGUGGGGGUGACGCGGGGGGGGUCCGGCGCAGCGCGAUACGGGAUCAGGGAUGGCACCUUAAACAAGCUGGAACAAACUUUUAUCAGCAGGGCUGCGCGCUCAGAGCCCGGACAGGCUAAGAACGGACACCCAGCCAUGCCGUGGAGUGGCGACCCGAAGUAGGCUUUUCCUCUCCGUGGGGUUUCGGUCUGGGGUGGGAAGUUGCCGCGUUAGGGAGUUGCGAUAUUUUGGCUGCUUGCUUUAUUUUUUUUUUUAAAUUUAAUUCCGCGUUAAGCGGUAAGGAUAAUGAGCGACGUCUCAGACGGCGAGGAGCCGACCUCAGGGAAAAGGCGGCGCACGUCCCCGGGGCCCGGGCGCUCGCCCCCGCCGGCCAAGGCCGCCCGGGUGGACGGGUCCGAGCCGGAGUCGGCGCUCGCACCCCGGGGCGAGAACGGGGAGCCGGAGGCGAGAGCCGGGGCGGCCGAGGCUGAGCAGCUGCCUGGGGAGCGCGCCUCGGCCGCGGCUACCUCGGCAAACGAGGAGCGGAAGGGCGGGAGCGCGCCUUCUCCUUCCUCGGCCGGCGGGGGCGCGCCGGUCCCUGCGAGCAGCUGCGGCGGCGGGGGCGCGCCUUCCUCCUCCGAGGCGCCCGGAGCAGCGGCGGCCCCCGGCGGGAGCGCGCACCUUGAAGAGCCCUCUGACUGGGCGGCCAUGGCGGCGGCCGAGGCGCUGGCCAGCCUGACGGGGGCCGGGAGGGGGGGAGGGGUGCAGGCCGAGGCGCAGGAGGGGCCAGGCGGCGACGACGACGACGACGACUCCAGCUCUCCGGCGCUGAAGAGGCAGGGAGGCGGGAGUGGGGUGCAGCCAGGGAGCCCCACUCCUCCAGGGGCGUCUGCUGCAGGCCCGGGCGGAGAGGGGCGCGAGGAGGGGGGCGAGCCGGCGGCGGACUCGCCCGGCGGGCCCUCCAGCCCUCCUCCGCGCUGCCAGGAGGACGCCGAGUGCGCCAUCGUGUCCGUCAAGGUGGUGCCCGAGACGCGGCGCUCGGUGGCUCUGCUGGCCCGGGUGCAGGGGUCGCUGGAGGCCAUCGAGCGGCGCGCCGCCCGGGUGUACCGCCGCAUGGAGCUCAAGUUCAACUCGCUGCGGCGCCCCCACCUGGAGGAGCGGGGCAACAUCAUCCAGACCAUCCCGGGCUUCUGGGUGACGGCCGUAUCCUUGACAGCGCCCUCCGCCGGGCACACGCGUCGCACACGCGUCGCCUGCUCGCGGUCCUCGGCUCAGAAUGAGGGCUCCUCUCUCGUGUGCGGGGAAGAGUUGUGUUGGAUUUCUCACCUGCAUUUCCUUUCCUGGCUUUGGCUCGAUCGCUCGCUGGUGGAGCCUUGCAAGGAGCCCAAAAGCUUAGAGUUCAAACCUUUAAAAGGGUUUUGGGGGUGUGGAACACGCUACCCAGCCUCGGUGUUUGAGGCCGAUACCCUGGCUUCUCUCAAGCGCUGGCUGGGUCAGACCCUUGGGAGUGAGCUCGUGUCCCUCUCCCAGCACCGCUUUGACAAGGCUCGUUUUCGGGACGGAGGGCCUCUCCAGGUGGACGGCUUCAAGAGCAGCAGGAUGGGCUAUAGGAUCUGCUUCCAGUUCAGCAGAAACCCCUACUUCCAGAAUAACUUCAUCGUCAAGGAGUUCCACGUGGGGGAGGGAGGAUCCUUGACGUCCUUGUCUAACCCCAUCCUGUGGCACCGGGGCAGGAACCUGGCGGCGCUCGGAGGGAUGGCGAAGGGGCAGGGCAGCCAGCGGGUGUACCAGAGCUUCUUCAGCUGGUUCACGGACCACAGCAGCCCCAGCGCCGACGAGAUCGCCGAGAUCCUGAAGGACGACCUGUGGAAGAACCCACUGCGCUACUACCUGACGCCCAUGUGGGAGCUGAAAGAGAACGGAAGAAGUGCGGACAAAGGCAAAGGCAACGGCGAUGAGUGCGUGGUGAUCUCGGACUCCGACGAAGACGAGGGCGAAGAGGGGCUGUCCCGGGAGGAGGACGAGGAGCAGAGCGCCAGCGAGGAAGGAGAGAGCGUGGAGGAGAGCGAUGGCGAAGGAGAGGUGGUCAUUGACGGUGAGUCCCCUCCG
Molecule: messenger RNA, 2100 nt
Organism: Lepisosteus oculatus (spotted gar)
Lineage: Eukaryota; Metazoa; Chordata; Actinopteri; Semionotiformes; Lepisosteidae
Source: RefSeq, a predicted model, not a curated record